AUGGCGCUGCAGAAGCACCUGGAGGCUCUUAGCGUCUUCCAGUGGGUCCUCACCUACCUCUUCUUUGGUAAGUUGGGUGGGUGGGAGAGGGGCAGGGGGUGCUCAGGGAAGAGGGGCAGCUUGGCCUCCUCCUCUUCCUGGGGCCAUGGCCCUUGGGAGCUCCUCUGGCAGGCCAGGCCCCUGUAAUAAACUUAAAUCUUCCCUUAUUUCCUUAUGGGGGACACAAGAGCCCUUAGAGAGUCCUUUGCAGGUUCUCCAUCGGUCAGAGAAAAGAACAGAGGCCAACCAGAGAAUAUUGAGAAGCAAAGCAGCUAGUAAGCCUGACCUUUAUUGAACUGUUGCAACAGGGUGCCCCCUUCACACGCAGGAGGAGGAGGACCCCGAACCAAGGUGUGCCUGCCUUUAUAUAGACAUUUUAAAUUGGCCGCCCUGGAGUCCAAGACCACCCCCAGAUACAUCAUGCCUACAUCGCAGAAAGGGCGGUCUACAGCAGAAAUCUGAGUGCGUUGUUUACCUCCUGUCUGGCAGGUUACCUGUUAAUGCUCACUUGAUUGGAUACCCUGGGGAGCCUGGCCAGUCUUUUGUGGUGACAAAUGCUUAGUUCCUGGGCCAGGUCACAGGCUCACACCCUAUUCAAACACAGACAUACCCUUAAGACAGGAUUUGUGAAGGAAAAGACAAUGGGGAGGUUUUUCCAUUUUUCUUUAACCUUGCAGAGAAAUCGUUUGGUCAGUUUGGGGGUCAAAAUGGUGCCAGGGAUGUUUUCCUGUGCUGCUUCAGACAUGUGGUUUAUAUAUUUAUGUACGUGUUUGAUUGGUACAUUUAUGAACAUUUAUUAUAUAUAUAAGACCUUAAUUUUUUUUAUUUCACAUCCUUCCCCCAAAAGCCAAACCCCCUCUUCUUUUCAAAGCACCUUUCCGCCAGGUGAGUCUGGACUAGGGAGUCAGCACCGCAGGGGGUUGGGCUAGAUGGCCCUGGGGUGCCCCUUCCAACCUAAAAUGUUCUUCUGGGUUUAGGGGGGCUUCAGAUCAAACCCUCGGGGGUCCCGUGAAAUCGGGGUUGUGGUCCCAGGCAGGGCCUCUGAAUCCCAGUGAGGGGGAAGCGCUGCUCUUGCGCUCAGAGUUGGGCGAAAUAUCGAUAUAUCAUCCAAAACCGGUUUGAAGUCCACAUUGUGAUAUUGUUUUUUUUAAAAAAUAAAUUUAUUUAUUUAGUUUUUCAAAUCAGAAUUUUGCAAUGACAUAUGCAGCAUACAACAUAAAAACAAGAAUCCACAGAAUCUCCAGGACUUCUUCCCUCCCCCCCCCCCCAGGUGCCUUCUUCUCCGUUCUCCUGGCCUACCUGCUCUUCACCUCCUUCUGGCCUAUCAGUGUCUUGUAUUUCGCCUGGUGGAUCUUUGACUGGGAUACGCCACAGAGAGGUGAGUUCGAUUCUCCCCAACGAGGGUCGGAUUGGGGUUUGAUGAGGCCCUAAGCUACUGAAGGUGAUGGGGCCCUUUAUAUGUCCACAACAAUUUGUCACUGUUUUUUGUGUUGAAUAUAUGCUAUAAGGUAAUUGAUGGACCUCAUAGGUAUCUAAAGCCAUGCAAACAGUCCAUGCAGAUCGUAAGGUAAAGGGACCCCUGACCAUUAGGUCCAGUCGUGGCCGAUUCUGGGGUUGUGGCGCUCAUCUCGCUUUACUGGCCGAGGGAGCCGGCGUGCAGCUUCCGGGUCAUGUGGCCAGCAUGACUAAGCCGCGAACCAGAGCAGCACACAGAAAUGCUGUUUACCUUCCCGCCAGAAUGGUACCUAUUUAUCUACUUGCACUUUGACGUGCUUUCGAACUGCUAGGUGGGCUGGAGCUGAGACCGAGCAACAGGAGCUCACCCCGUCGCGGGGAUUUGAACCGCCGACCUUCUGAUCGGCAAGCCCUAGGCUCUGUGGUGUAACCCCCAGCGCCACCUGCGUCCCAGAUGCAGAUCGUAGGUACCCUAUAUAUAGAAAUGAGCAAACCAGGGAUAUUUUAGGGAACAGGCUAGCAGGCGGGGCCCGUGACUUACAUCACAGGAGCCUACACAACACAAAACACUCUUCCUGUAGGUAGGGUUUAUUUUAUUUGUUUUUUAUCUUAUAUUUCGGAUAUGUACAUCCAGGUUUUUUUCCUUUAAUUUUUUUGGGGCCCCCAAGGGAGUGGGGCCCUAAGCUAGAGCUUGUUUAGCUUAUAGGUAAAUCCGGCACUGCCCCCAACCCUACCCGGAGGUCAGGUGAAAGGCGCCUCUCCUUGUCUGAGAAGGGUGCUGAGCCCCACACCCAGACCCACACAGCUGGAGCUGCUGCUUCACCCUGCCCCUCCUCCUGCAGCUCACCCCCUUCCACUGGGGCAGCUUGCAACCAUCCCAAACCUGUUUUCCUCACUGCUAUUUACUGUUUUCUGUUUUCCAAGACAGCCUCCAAUAAAAGACACAACGGCAGAAGGCAUUUAAUUUCUCUUUCUCUGUAUGAAGGGCAGAAAAAUCAGCCGCAUUUAUUUAUGUAUUUAUCAUUACUUAUUAAAUUUUCCUAUAAAAACACACACGAAAUCCUGUAAUUGACACAAAUCAAAAGAACCCUCCCCAAAAUAUAACAUGGAAUCAGAGUUGGAAGGGACCCCAAGGUACAUCUUACUCCUCAUUAUUGAUUGAUUGAUUAUAAUUUUAUUUAAACCCUGCCCAUCUGGCUGGGCUGCCCCAGCCACUGUGGGCAGCUUCCAACAUACACACACAACAAUAAUAAAACAUCAAGUAUUAAUAGUAACAAUCAGAUCCUACAUAAAAAGUCACAAUAACUUUGAAAUAACAUACCAAGUAAAGCAAUAUGCAAUAAUCCAUUGGAAUCCAAUAAUAAACACUAAAAUUAAACAUCAGCACGUCAUAAUUAAAUGAAUUUUUAAGCAGAGGUUGGGUGGUCAUCUGCCAGGGAUUCCUCAGCUGCGAUUCCUGCAUUGCAGAGGGUUGGGCUGGAUGACCCCUGGGGGUCCCCUUCCAACCCCACAGUUCUCUGACUCCGUCCCCUGCCUGAACCCUUGCCUUCGCAGGUGGGCGCCGCAGCGACUGGGUGAGGCGCUGGAGAGUCUGGGAGCUCCACCGGGAUUAUUUCCCCAUCAAGGUAUGAGAAGGGGGCUGGUAGGGUCUCUGGAACCCCCGGAGACCAGAUCACGGACAAGGAGGAGGUGGUGGCUGUCAAAGGCUGCAGGCCAUGGAAUCUGCGCAUGCCCACCAAUGGAAAACGGGGCACGCCUCUGAUUGUGACAUUCAGGUGUGAGAAGGGGGCUGGCAGGGCGACGGAGGGUCUGCCUUCCUCCGAAGGAUGCCCAGGGUCUCUGGAACCCCUGGAGACCAGAUCACAGAGAAGCAGGAGGCGGCGGCCGUCAAAGGCUGCUGGCCAUGGAAUCUGCACACUGACAUUCAGCUGGGGGUCCAAAUGCCAAAGGCCUCGCCCCUCUUGCCUUGCAGCUGGUGAAGACGGCCGAGCUGCCCCCGACGCGGAACUACGUCCUGGGCUACCACCCCCACGGGAUCAUGUGCGUGGGAGCCUUUUCCGCCUUUUGCACCGAGGCCACGGGCUUUUCCCGCACCUUCCCUGGCCUCCGUCCCAGCCUGGCCCUCCUCGCAGGGCUGUUUCGCAUACCCGUCUUCCGGGAGUACAUGAUGAGCUCAGGUGAGGCCAACGGGGCGAGGAAUGGUGGGGGUGGGGAAGUGGGGUGACCCCUCCUCUAAGGACCAUCUUCAAGAACCCUGGCCUGGCCCAUCCAAUGGGAAGAACCACCCCAGUCUCAGGAAUGCCCUCCCAGUGCCCCUGGGAAUAGAAUUCCCCAGCAAGAAUGUCUGUUUUUCCUGCAAUUUCCUAUGCAAAUGAAAAGGGGCCUUUGUUUGUGCAAAUGAUGAUGGUGAUGAUGAUAAUUAUUAUUAUUAUGAUUACAGUGGUGCCCCGCAAGACAAAUGCCUCACAAGACGGAAAACCCGCUAGACGAAAGGGUUUUCCGUUUUUGAGUUGCUUCGCAGGACGAAUUUCCCUAUGGGCUUGCUUCGCAAGACGAAAAUGUCUUGCGAGUCUUGAGAUUUUUUUCCCCGCUUUCCCCCCCUUUAUCUAAGCCGCUAAGCCUUUAAUAGCCUUUUAGCAGCUAAUCCGCUAAGCCGAUAAGCCUUUAAUAGCCGCUAAACCGCUAAUAGCGCUAAUCCGUUAAGCCGCUAAUAGGGUUGCUUCGCAAGACGAAAAAACGCUAGACGAAGACACUCGCGGAACGGAUUAAUUUCGUCUUGCGAGGCACCACUGUAUUAUUAUUAUUAUUAUUAUUAUUAUUAUUAUUAUUAUUUAUACCCCGCCCAUCUGGCUGAGUUUUCCCAGCCACUCUGGGUGGCUUCCAACAGAAUAUUAAAAACACGAUAAAACACCAAACAUUAAAAACUUCCCUAAACCUUCAGAUGUCUCCUAAAAGUCAGAUACCGUACAUUCUGGCAUAUAGGACGACUUUUUAACACCGGAAAAUUCUCUAAAAUGUCAGAGGUCGUCUUAUACGCUGGGUAUGGGUUCGCUGGGCAGCGGCAGCAGGCAGCGGGCUCUGCGCCGGGAGGAAGCUGCCCAGCAAUGCUAAGCCGGUUUUGCUGGGCGGCUUCCUCCCGGUGUGGAGUGGCCAAUUUAGGGGGUCAUCUUAUACGCCCAGUUGCCUAAUACGCCAUAAUCUACGGUAAUUGUUUUUCUCUUUGACAUCUGAUAGGAGGUUGUUCCACAGGGUGGGCGCCACUACUGAGAAGGCCCUCUGCCCUGUAGCUUCACUUCUCGCAGGGAGGGAACUGCCAGAAGGCCCUUGGCUCUGGACCUCAGUAUCCAGGCUGAACGAUGGGGGUGGAGACGCUCCUUCAGGUCUACUGGGCCGAGGCCGUUUAGGGCUUUCAAGGUCAGCACCAACACUUUGAAUUAUGCUCAGAAACAUACUGGGAGCCAAUGUAGGUCUUUCAGGACCGGUGUUAUGUGGUCUCCCAGUCACCAGUCUGGCUGCCGCAUUCUACAUUAGUUGUAGUUUCCGGGUUACCUUCAAAGGUAGCCCCACAUAGAGUGCAUUGCAGUAGUCCAAGUGGGAGAUAACCAGAGCAUGCACCACCCUGGCAAGACAGUCCAGGGGCAAGGAGGGUCUCAUCCUGCGUCCCAGAUGGAGCUGAUAAACAGCUGCCCUGGACACAGAACUGACCUGUGCCUCCAUGGACAGCGGUGAGUCCAGAAUGACUCCCAGGCUGCACACCUGGUCCUUCAGGGGAGGGGCACAAUUGUCCCAUUCAGGACCAGGGAGUCCCCCACACCUGCCCGCCGCCUUUGCCCCCCAAAACAGUAGUUCUGUCUUGUCAGGAUUCAACCUCAAUCAGUUAGACACCAUCUCUCCUCCAACCACUUCCAGACGUGCUGAUCCUUUGCCAGCGACCCUUUUGCCCUUUAACCAACUCGCAGAAUUUCGGAGUUGUAGGAGAAUCGCGAGGGUCCUCUAGUCCAACCCUCCGCAAAGCAGGGAACCCCUGGAGAUGUUUCACACCCACAAGAAUGUUUGCUUUCUCCCACUUCCAGGGAUGGUCCCAGUCAACAAAAGGUCCCUGGACUUCCUCCUGAGUGGUCCCCCCGGGCACGUGGUGGCCAUCGUGGUGGGGGGCGCGUCCGAGUCCCUGGACAGCGCCCCCGGAGAGCAUCGUGUCCGCCUUCAGGGGAGGAAGGGCUUCGUGCGCCUGGCGCUGCAACACGGGUAGGGGCACCAAGGGGGCAGGGGGGGGUCCGGGGGGGGGGCGUGUUGGUUGCAGGUCAGCAAUAUCUCGGGCCUAGUGAGCAUGGCAGUGCUUCCUGGUGGAUUUUGCCCCAAUGAAGCAAUUGCGAGAACAGAAGGUCCCUGUCCUUCCUUGUUGUAUAAUUUUUUAUUACAUUUUUCUUACGUUUUCACAAUAACCUUCCUAACAAAUAAUUCCACUGUUCCAUAAGUUGGCUUCCCACCUACACAGUGUUUUUACUCAAAGCUCUUCUACUGUGCUGUAUCUUCAUCUAUUACAAAAAAAUUAGUACAGUUAUUUUGUCAUUUUUCUUCUGCUGCUUUUAUGUUGAAAUCUGUCCGUGAUUUCAUUUGACUGUAAUAUUUUUUAAGUAAUCCACAAAGUACUCCACUCUUCUGUAAAAAGUUCAUCAUUCUGAUCACUUACUUUUGCUGUGAGCUUUGCUAUUUCUGCCUAGUCCACUCCUUUGUUGGGACCUUCUCUUUUUCCCAAUUAAGUUUUCUCUUAAUGUAUAACAGGCCGUGAAUUCCAUAUGCUAAGGUCCCUGACUUCCCACAGCCUAGCCUACCUCGCAAGGUUCUUGGUUGGAUUAAAUGCUCUCCUUGACCCGACAUUCCAUCUGUGAGUUAUGAGCCAUAACCUGUUCUGCUGAACGUCUGUUUCGACUGUGAACAGCUGAGUGCUUUGGCAUCCAGCCCUCUUCUGAUGUGCCACUCUGCUCCUCCCGGCUACACAGAUAGCGUGUGUGUAGCAAACUGUUGUAGGAACGAUUCAGAGUGAAAUUCGCCAUUUUCCAAGCUUCCGCCCAGAAGCGUUGUGGUAAGCCUGAGUCAGAAAGCAUCGCUUCCACCGCUUCCUGGAGCAUUCUGUUCCGCCUUUCUGCCAUCCCGUUUUCCUGUGGUGAGUGCAGAACCGUCAACCUGUAACGUAUCCCUUUCUGGCGAAAGGAAUUCUGCAACGCAAACCCAGUGAACUCCCCACCGCGGUCUGAUUGGAAACUGGAAACCCUCAGUGAGAAUUGGAGUUCCACUGCAGUGACCCACUCCCUCAGCAUGGUGGCAGCUUCACCCUUGUCCUUCAGAGGUAUCACCCAGCUGUUUCUGGAGUAAUCAUCUGUCAAGGUUAAAACCUAUUUAGCCGCACCCAGACUUGCAAAAAGGCAUAGGGCCACAAAUAUCUACAUGAACCAUCUCAAAAGGUUUCUUGGUUACCCUGUCAGACCUAGAAUAACUGCACGUUUUUACCUUUGCCUUCUUGCAUGCUCUGCAAUCCAGGAACUUGGCACAUGACUUCAUUUUGCAUCCCUCAGUGCACCCUGGUAUUUUUCUCACAUAUCCCCAAUUGCAGGGGGACAUCCUCCUGUGCCACAAAUGAUGACUCAUAUUGUGAGUGGGAACAUUUGCACACUGUGCUUGUGCUGACCCAGUGUUACCCUUACCUGCUUGAGAUGUUUCCAGAAUAGCCUGUUAUGACAUUCAGCACUGACCAACUGGUUCCCACCCCUGGAACUAGAGCAUACAUUAUUCUCAAAGCAAACCUUAAACCCAUCUCUAACUAAAGAAGACACAGACCAUAGACAGCAUUUCAUCCCUGGGACCACAAAUGCUUCCAGUUCAGCCUGCAAAAAAGGAAGAAAAACAGAGCCAACAGUUGUCAGCUAUCUCUUGGAUCCAUCGGCAAGUGUGACUGUUUUUCCUUUGGAAACAGCUCUGCAGUUCCGCAUUUGGCCACCAGAUGGCAGCAGAUGAUGACUGGCUCCACUGUCGAUCACCCAGCGCUGUAUGUUGCUCUGGUCGCUGUCCUUCACUGUUGCCAUGGAAACCGCCAAUUGAUGUGAUGUUGGACCAAGGCCAUUGCCCCGGGCAACCAGAUUAGGUGCAACUGCUGGGUGACCUUGGGCCAGUCACACUUCUUUGAAGUUUUUCAGCCCCACUCUUCUUUUUUUUUUUAAUGAUAUUUAUUAAAAGUUUAAGAAUUACAGAAAAAAGAGAAAAAGAAAACAACAAAAAAUUUAACAAAACAUACAUUACAAUACAUAAAAAGAAAAGCAUAAAAAACAAUACAAUACAGCAAAAAAAAAAAAUAACAUUAAAACACACAUCCAAUGUUCCAUAUCUUUAUCUUUCGUUUACUUGUUUCAUCGACCUCCUCACACCUCCCUUUUUGUAUUCUAAUUUAAUUAAUUGUUUCAGCAAAUUCUUUCCAUCUUUCUCAAUUUUUGUUAUAUAAUUUAUUUUAACGAUCUAACCUUUUAAUUAACUCAACAAAUCCUUUCCAUCUUUCACUAUAUUCUGUCAUUCAAUUUACCUUAAUUUAUUUAACCUUAUCUUACCAUAAAAAAACCUUAAAACUUAAAACUUAAUACUUAUUUGUACAUAACUCCUUAUAUCAUUUCUACUAAAGCCAAAUAGUUUCAUUCCAACAUUUUUCCUAAUACUCAUUAAUUUUACACUAAUUCUCAAAAUAAAUUUUUUAAAAAAACUUUCUUCCAAUCUUCAUCCAACGUCUCUUCUUCCUGGUCUCGGGUAUUGUCAGUCCUUCUUGUCCAUUCCAUCUAGUCCAUCAACCUGGUGAUCUUAUGUCCGAGGCUCUUAAGUCUUUUCCAUGUCCCUUCUGCAGAUCUUCUUCUUGUUUAUACCUGCACUUUACUUUGUCUUUUGUUGAUCUUUUUCUUAAUUUCUUUCCUUUCUCAUUGGGGGGGUAGGUCUCGGGGGACUCCAAUCCAAAAAUAUCUCCAUCUCCCCUCAGCAGAUCAGCCCAUUCCCCACAGUCCCAUUCCCCACAGUCAACACUGUAAUCCAGGAAGUAUUUAAAAGCAUGUUUCAAAGUCCUUCCAAAAUUAAGAGCCCUCACAACUCCAGACCCCCCCUGGUCCACUCCAGAUUCAAACUUCAAGAACAGCGGCUUAUGCUCCUGCAAGGCCUCGGAUCUCUCCAUUUGUGUUACUUGAGGUUCAACAGCAACCUCCUCCAUUAUCUUCUGCACUUGCGCUUGCCCUGUCAAAACAAGUUCCUGGGCUGGUUCCUGAAUGGUUUCUAUAUGGGUAUUCGCCGUUUGUCCAAAGUUUUUAACUGCAACAGUCAUCAAAUCCAUCUUCUCAUGCAUCUGCUCCAGCAAAGCGCUUGUCUUGCAAAAAGCAAGCACCAAAACUUCUUCUAAACACAUUUUUAUUCAAGGUUAGAGUCUGGUCUCACGAUCCUAAUCUUACAGCUGUGAAAUCCCCAGAUCGACUCCAGCAACAAAUUAACAAGCUCCCUCUAGAGGAGACAAUUUCUAUUUGUAUCCAUCUUUUGAAAGCAGGACCAACAAAAGGAAAUUACUUUCAUUUUUCAAAUAUUUUGUUUCUUUUGAAUGCAAGAGGCAACACUGGAGUCAAUUUGUUUCUCUUUUUUUACUAUCUGUCAAAAGACGUUCCAUUCACAGUCGAUGAACUUCCCCAUAAAUUUCUGUCUCUGACACCCCGUUCCCAGGUUUGAGACGGUAGAAAUUUAUCUUUCUUUACUCUCUCUCCUGCAGGCUUAAACAGUCAAAAAUUCCCCCCCUUUUCUCCUGCUUCCAAGAGGGGUUUUGGUGGUGAUAACUGACGGAAAUUUAGACCUUUAUAUACGACUUUCCAGACUUUAGCUUACAAAGUUUUGCUUCAAUCUAUUUACAAAAAUGGGAGGCGGACUUCCUGUUUUGAGCCUUCCCGCUUCAGUGCCAAAUUAAAAUGUUUCUGUUGGUACUAAAGGGUUAAGAGGUAACAAGUCGCUCUAAUCACUGAGCAGCUGGAAGUCAUUAAGCAUCCAGGAAUGUGAGUUAGUUUGUAUAAAUAGUCAGUUCACCCGUGUGUUCUCUCUCUCUCCCGCCCCCCUUGACCUGACUCGCAGACUCAGUUUGUGGCCAUGGGCGUGUUUGCUAAUAUUAAGAGUUAAGUUUAGAGUAAAGUUUUCUUUAUGCCGGAGAUAAAAGCAUGUGUGCUUUAUCACCAGGGUUUUUUCUUUUGUAAAUAAAGUUUUUUUUCUGAGUUCCAAAGUGCUUGCUCCAGGAUUCUUCAUUGAAAGGUACUGACUCUCCUGCCUUCUUCAACCGCUGCACGAAAUUCUCUGCUGAGAUAAGACUUAUGGCGUUGGAAGCGCACUGGACGUUUACUUAACAUUAAACUAAUUAAAGUUUAAUGGACAGGUUAUGGGUGUUUGUACGUCAAGAAGGAGAUAAGGAGUGCAGUUCAGAGUGAUUUAUGAAAGGAAUGGAGCAAAGACAGAAGCGGUUGCCGACAACGAAAGCCUUCAAAGCAGCUUGAGUCCUGCAACGUGCCUAGAAAAAGUUUUAAACAGGCACUGCGCAGUUUGUACUCGCUGGAAGACAUCUUAUUCCUCAAGGAGCCACCUCAGCAGCUGGGAGACGGUCUACAGGUGUGUGAGUAUCGUUCCUAAGCCCCAGGGAGGAUGGCAGAGUCCCAGGAAAGUUUUGCUGUCCCGUUUACGCGACUCAAUGGGAAAAAUUGGCAAGAUUGGAAGGCUAGAGUAAGGGUUUGGUUGCAAGCAAAAGAGUUGUGGGGUUGUACUGAAGCACCGCCUUUACAGGCAGCUGCAGACGCGUCUGCAGAAGACAAAGCAGCAGCAGCAGCUUCACAGAAACGCGACAGGAAAGCCCAAGGUCUAUUAGUUUUGGCAGUGGGACCAGAGCAAAUGCCUUAUGUUUCUGAGUUAAAGAACACGCAUGAGGUCUGGACGGUUCUGCAGCGGCUAAAUUCCAGAAACACUGCGGGGCCAAGAUCCAUGCUACAAGAUGUUUGUUUGAUUUACGUCUCCAACCGGGAGCGUGUGUGAAAGAACAUAUUGCCAAAAUGGUGUCUGCCUUUAAUCAACUAAGACAGCUGGACAUUCCUUUCUCUAUGGAGCAGCAGUCAUACAUAUUGUUGUCUUCUCUUGAUAAAAGCUAUGAGACUCUAGCUUUAACUUUGGAAGCUAUGCCUUCAGCUGAAUUAACCCUUGAAUACAUUUCUUCUCGGCUUGCAGAUGAACAGGAUAAAAGGCAAAGAGAAAGAGGUUUGUCUUCAAAGGGGAGUUGUGCUGUGCCGAAGAGUGGGGAUGCUGAGUUUGAGAACACAUUAAAUGCUUUUGCAGCUAGACACUGUUUUCGCUGUGGUUCCUCUUCCCAUUUAAUCAGGAACUGCACACGUGAACCUGGUCAAGACAGCACCAAGGCCGCUACCCCUAGUUACCAGACAAGCAGUUCCAGGGGACGUCGAAGAAGAGGAGGAGGUCGUGGCUACUUCCACAGCACACAGCACAUGGCUUCAGCAAUGGCGUUGAUGCAAGGGCGUGGCCAAGGCAGCAAUCUACGCUGGUUGAUCGAUAGUGGUGCAUCUCACCACCUGGUGGCGCCAUCUAGUGUCCGUUUGCAGAAUUGCAGGCAUUUGCAAACCCUUAAAGUUGUGACAAUGGCAGAUUCAACUAAACGUUCCUUAGAGACCGUAGGCACAGUGUUCUUGAAUUGUUUGCAUACAGAAAUUGAUCCCUAUGUGCUAAAGGGAAUGAAGGGGUGUAUUUUGUCUGUGUCAGAACUUGAUAGAGAUGGGUUUAAAACUGUGUUUGAAAAUGGGGUUUGCACUAUUUCAAAGAAUAACGUAUCUCUUUUGCAGGUGGAAUGCAGAAAUGGGUUAUAUUAUUUUGAGACAAGUCCAGAUGAAGUUGAACAGGUUCAUGCUGGUUGUGUAAACUCGCCUACCCAUAAUUCUUGUGUUCAUUUAUGGCACCGCCGUUUGGGACAUAUUAAUUUUCAGUAUGUUAAAAGGCAACCUGAAUUAUCAGAAGGGUGCGAAAUGAACAAAUGUACUAAGUAUUUGGAUUGUACUGCAUGCAAAAGGGCGAAGGUUCAUAGAUGCAGCUAUCCCAGUUCAGAUAGGAAAUCUGACAAAGUAUUCCAACUUGUGCAUAUGGACCUAUGUGGCCCAAUGCCUGUUGCUAGCAUGGGAGGUUCGAGGUAUGCACUGUGUCUCUCGGAUGACAAAACAAAAGUCACAUGGUUUUUCCUCUCAAAACAAAAGCAGAUACUGCAGAAACAGUUAAAAAUUGGGUUCAUGCAGUAGAACUUGAAUUCGGUACUAGAGCACUUGCUUUUCAGACAGACAGAGGGUUAGAAUUUACUGGGUCUGUGUUGCAGAAUUUCUUUAAGAAAAAGGGAAUUAAGCAUCGUCUGUCUACACCUUAUUCCCCCCAAGAAGGAGGCGUGGCCGAACGCAAAAACAGGGUUCUGCAAGAGUUGACAAACUCUAUGUUGUUUGAUUCUAAACUCCCUCAAAGUUACUGGGCGGAAGCCUGGCAGACGGCUACUCAUAUUCUGAACCGAGUAUAUAAUUCGGUAAUUGAUACUACGCCAUAUUUUGCGUUAUACGGGAAGAAGCCCAAAGUUAAUUACUUUCAGGUGUUUGGAUCUCAAGCUUAUGUACUUAUCCCAAAAGCGUUAAGGAAAAAGGGAAGUCCAAGGGCUAGGAAACUCAUCUUUUGUGGGUAUGAACCACAUGCCAAAUCUUGGAGGUUCGUGAACCCAGAUGGGGAUACUACAAGAGUGGUCAUCAGUAGGAGCGCUGAAUUUUGUGAGCAAUCCGGAUGGACUCACUUACAUGCUAACCCUGACAUUUUGAGAGAUGAUUUAGGCAUUUAUGCUGAGAAUGAAAGUCCAGAGGGUGGUGAGCCAGAAGGGGAUGGUGCACAUGGUUCAGAUGCAGAUUCUGACCAGGCACAAGGUUCUUCUCCUAAGGUAGAAAAGCCAGAAUCUAGGAGUGUUCCAACAUCGCCAGUCAGUAGGCCUAGCAGGACAGCAAAAGCGAAGCAGGUCGCCUGCAACACCAAGCCCAAGGGAGGUAUCUAAACGGAGGUCUUUAUCCCUAGGGGCGCAUCCAGAUAUAAAGUCUGAGACAGAUUCUGACAGCCAACGGUCAGAGGGGGCACAAGAGGAACAAUUGCGCAGAUCAAAACGUGCCACAAAGGGCAAACCACCAGAGCGGUUUAAGGUGACAAGUGUAUACAUAAAUAUGGCACAGUGUGAGCCAGAUAGCUAUAUAGAGGUACAACAGCUUCCAAGCUCAGAAGCCAUAAAGUGGCAGGAAGCAAUGGAAAAAGAGAUGGCUUCAAUGAAGUCUCUCGGUGUGUUUACAAGUACAGAGCUUCCGAAAGGGCAACAAGCUGUAGGUUGUCGAUGGGUAUAUCAUUUAAAGCCCACAACUACUGAGGAGUUGCAAUAUAAAGCCCGACUAGUUGCAAAGGGAUUUUCGCAGCGCAAAGACGGUUUUACAAAAGCUUUGAGUCCGCAAUCUCAUAAAUGUUUCUGUUCAGGUUUAAAUUUGAAUUAAUGUUGGUACAGCUCAGUGUUACGAGUGAGAGGGGGUGUUGGUACUAAAGGGUUAAGAGGUAACAAGUCGCUCUAAUCACUGAGCAGCUGGAAGUCAUUAAGCAUCCAGGAAUGUGAGUUAGUUUGUAUAAAUAGUCAGUUCACCCGUGUGUUCUCUCUCUCUCCCGCCCCCCUUGACCUGACUCGCAGACUCAGUUUGUGGCCAUGGGCGUGUUUGCUAAUAUUAAGAGUUAAGUUUAGAGUAAAGUUUUCUUUAUGCCGGAGAUAAAAGCAUGUGUGCUUUAUCACCAGGGUUUUUCUUUUGUAAAUAAAGUGUUUUUUCUGAGUUCCAAAGUGCUUGCUCCAGGAUUCUUCAUUGAAAGGUACUGACUCUCCUGCCUUCUUCAACCGCUGCACGAAAUUCUCUGCUGAGAUAAGACUUAUGGCGUUGGAAGCGCACUGGACGUUUACUUAACAUUAAACUAAUUAAAGUUUAAUGGACAGUUUCUUAAUCCAAUUUUCCGUUCUACUCACAGGUACUUGUUUAGAGUCCAAUUGUCCACAGGAAAAAGUCAGCGCUCUCCGGCAACGGCUGUGCGGCUUCACUCCGUAAAAGUAGCGGUUGAUUCAAAACACCGCGCCACUCACCCCAUGUCGCUUCGUAUCCCCGAAAAAGGGUUUCCCUGCGAGUAGGGGAGGCGCUCCUGGUGUCAGCCGAAUCCCACGUUCCCAGGCUUCCUCCGCCUGGGAUUUUUAGAGGGUCUCCGCCUUCGCCGCGGCGGCAAGACCUGAUUUUCACAGAGCGGGUUCCUCUCGGUCAGAGGAACUCCGCCAUUGCCGAUGGCGCUAACCCCGGAAGUCCUCUCAGCCCCACUCACCUCACAGAGUGUUUGUUGUGGGGGAGGAAGGGAAAGGAGAAUUUUAGCCGCUUUGAGACUCCUUAAAGGGAGUGAAAGGCGGGAUAUCAAAUCCAAACUCUUCUUCUUCUUCUAAGAAGCGAUUUAUCGUACAGCAGCAAAAUAAAUCAACGACCCAGGAGAGCGUGGCGACAUGCUGUCUCUCCCUCUCUCAAAGCAGAAAGUAAAUUCUUCCUUCUCUUCCUCCUCGCAGCGCUGACCUGGUGCCCGUUUACACCUUUGGGGAGAAUGACAUUUACCGACAGAUCCGGUUCCCUGAGGGCAGCUUCGUUCGCCGCCUCCAGUUCGGUUUCAAGCAGCUGAUCGGCUUCGCCCCUUGCCUCUUCAGUGGGAGGGGCCUCUUCUCCAGCAGCUCCUGGGGGAUCCAGCCCAUGGCUGCCCCCCUCACGGUGGUGGGUAAGGACCCACAAGGCUCCUCGUUCCUUCCUUAGCCUUUGCCCUGCACCCCAAAAUCCUCACCAACCUGAUUGCAAAGAGCCACAAACUCUUCAGCAUCGUACAAAACAGCAUGUUCUGGUGCAUCUCCCUUUCGCCCUCUCCUAGAACUGAAUCGGAGACCUGUGGAGUUGAAUGGGACCCCCAAGGGUCAUCUAGCCCAACCCCUCUGCAAUGCAGAAAUCAACGAGCCGCCUCGUUUUAUGGGGCUUGCUAUGGAGGGAGCUGCCAUUGUGUGCGUGCAUGCACACACACACCGACUUCCUUCUCCCCUUCCUUGGAGGUUUCUAAGCAGAGGUUGGUUGGCCAUUAAUCAAGGGGUUGGGCUAAAUGACCCUUGGGGUCCCCUCCAUUCCUGCACCUAGGCCACCCCUAAAACCCAAGGCCAGGGUGCAAAGCUACUGGGGUGGGGAGGCCCUGGCUGCCAUGGGGUGGGGGCGAGGGACAGAGCAGACCCCCCAACCGCCCAUGCUUCUUCUCCUUCCUGCAGUGGGGACGCCUAUCCCGGUCCCGCUCCGCCCGCGCCCCACCGAGGACGAGGUGAACAGCUUCCACGCUCUCUACGUCCAGGCCCUGAAGGAGCUCUUUGACGCCCAUAAAGAAUCCUGCGGCCUCCCGGCCUCCCAGCAGCUCCUCAUCACCUAGAGGGACCCAGACGUGACCCGAAGCAGCAUCAGGGGACGCAAGGUUGUGAUGGGGAGAGACACGCGGGAGACUUUGUUCCUCCCAUCCCCGUCUGUACACACUGAUACGGAAGGGGGGCAUAUCUUCUUCACCCUUUCGCCGGUCACCAGAGGGUCCGAGGCGAUGACCUCAAGGGCACCCAGCCCCACAUGGACCCCUCAGCCCCCACACCAUUGCACAAGCACCACACUUUACCCCAAGCCCCAUAAAUAAAGUGCCUUUCCCCCUUUUCCUACACUGAUCCGCUAUUACGGGCAAAAUAAGCCCAAAGUCUUAUGCCCUCCCUCCCGCUCUAUUUUUGCUAUGGGUAGACCAUAUAAAGUUGUACUUCCUAUCUGUUGAAUUGGUGCGUUCUACCCAAUCAGAACCAUGCAUUCGCCUUGCAGAGCUAGUUCAGCGAGCUCCUGUACGCCUCAUUUAACCCCUUGACAAGCUGCUGAUGGCUCCCCGCUGGGAGAACAAUGGAACCGAAACUUGUGAACUCAUAAAACUGUCAAAUCUCGCUACAAUGUAUCCACUUUGUUUCCGAUUCCAAUUGUCAAUAUAAAACGGGCUAAAAAUCUCUAAAAAUUCAUAUAAAAUCAACCGCAACACCAAUUUUCUUGCUUUUGGUGCCAAUCGGCUCAAUGUCUCUAGGACUCCAUGACACCUCCCCUGUCCUCCAUAAUCCCUCAAGCGAGGGAUUCUCAGGAAGUACUCAGGAAGACCCUAAUCCUGUCAAAUCACUCUGCCAAGCCUUUCCUCUGGUCAAUGCCAGGUGGCAGACUAUGGAUACAUGGACCAUUGUCUUCUCAUCACCAGUACUCAGGAUAUGCUUAUCUGCGCAUAUCUCCAGCUCUGCAUACUCCCCCUCCCUCUUCCAUAUGUUAAUCCUGUGUAACCCAACCUCUUCUUAAUGUAUUCAUGAUGUAACCUGUGUAACCCAACCUCUUCUUAAUGUAUUCAUGAUGUAACUGUGAUGUAUUUUGCACUGUAUUCUGGGACAUGGAGGGAAGUUUUAAAAGUUCAUGUCACCCCUUUCUCGCUGUUCAAUCUCGCCUUGAACCUGUUGCGCAAUAAACUUGG
Molecule: messenger RNA, 16173 nt
Organism: Podarcis lilfordi (Lilford's wall lizard)
Lineage: Eukaryota; Metazoa; Chordata; Lepidosauria; Squamata; Lacertidae
Source: the annotation of a GenBank genome assembly